UAGUGGCACGCUGAGUAACAAGACGAGCCCUAGAAACACAGGUCCUACACGAGCGUCGGUCCUGUUCUCAGAUAUUCAAUGCGAGAACGAUGCAGUUUCCCCUACAACUAUCUAGAAGGUGCUGGAAUGAACCUUGACCGCUCCGUAUUCCCGGUGCGCUACCUCAACGAGUAGCACCUGUGAUAUCUGAUUGGUCUACGAGGGCGUCUAGAUACACCGAGCACUGCCCGCACUGCCCAGGACGUACAGUUGGGCAACGAGGCGCUCAGUGGCAUUGCAAGAAGAGCAUUUACCGGUCAUUUGACGGACUGAAGGAGCCCGCAGUAUAAGUGCUCGUCCGAACAGUUUGCUCUGCCCAUCUAGCUAUCCAUACCACCGCGAGCACCGCACUUCGGCGGCUCAGACGUGGGAAUGUCGUUCAACUUCAAUGUCUUCGGGGCUGUCACCGGCGGUCUAGGUUUCUUGCUCGCCAUCCUCCAAUACCUCUUGUUCGUGACAUUUCGCCCGUCCCGCGUGUUGAGGGCUCUCGAAGAGAGUCUCGACUCCCUACAGAACGUCCUGGUUGAUGUACAGAGAGACGGCAUACCGGAUGAUGACUUCUCUCUAGGUUGGGCGGGUGCUCAAACAAGGCUCGACCAUUACAGGACACGAACACGUAUGCUCCGUUGCGAGGUCAACAGUCUGGCAUCAGUUACAUCCGAGAUCAACGCUAUCAUGUGCGGACUGACGUGCAAGCUGUUCAGUCUUCGUCGCAAGACGUAUUCAUUACUCGCUGAGGUCGCGGUGGCGGAACUCUUUGAACGCCAGCGACAAGAAGACCAUAUGUUGGACAACCAGUUCUCAGUGCGUGUGUUCGGCGCCACGGCCAUGUCUGCCGCAGAGGCAGAGCACUAUGAGGCGUCGGUCAACACGGCCCGACCGAUGUAUACAGUGCGCAAUAGGCGCGUUGCCUCCUAUGCAAGUGCAGAAGCCAUAGGUGGAAAUAUCGACCCCUCAAACGCUUCACUUUAUUACCGAACACGCGAGGCUGGCUGUUCUUCGGUCAUGAACUCAAUAUCAAGCGAAAGUGCUACUGCGGGAACGUUAGUAACUCAUCGGGAUCUGCCUUGCCCAUACUCGUCAUAAGAAUAAGCCUAUAGGCGUGCUCCAUCUUGACCAAGGGCUGUCUACGAGGGUAGCUAUCGGAGUAUCUACCGGCCACAACGAGUAAGUCU
This is a messenger RNA of Rhodofomes roseus, 1214 nucleotides long. RefSeq lists its product as uncharacterized. The coding region runs from base 412 to 1125 and encodes 237 amino acids. NCBI's taxonomy places the organism in Eukaryota, Fungi, Basidiomycota, Agaricomycetes, Polyporales, Fomitopsidaceae. The transcript is spliced from 7 exons. The record is from RefSeq and is a predicted model, not a curated record.